AUGUUUUCCAGCAGCAAAUUUGGUUUAUUGUCCAGCGACAGUGCAUCUGACAACAAUGAGUCAAUAUGCUUAGAAAAUUUGGAUGUGAACAGCGAUGAUAACUCAAUGUGGUCAGACAAUUUUGAGGUGAAGAAAAAGAAAAAGAAGAACAAGAACAAGAAGGAGAAAAGGGAUAACAAGGAUAGUGAAUGUUCAAAGGCGAAGAAGAAGAAGAAAAGAGAUAAGGAGGUUGAUAAAAACCAGAGUUUAAAGAGAAAGUGGAAUGACACCGACUCUGAUAGUGAUGAUUCUAUUGAGAAGAAAAAUAAGAAGAAGAAAAGGGAUAACAAGGAUAGUGAAUGUUCAAAGGCGGAGAAAAAGAAGAAAAGAGAUAAGGAGGUUGAUAAAAACCAGAGUUUAAAGAACAAAUGGAGUGACACCGACUCUGAUAGUGAUGAUUCUAUUGAGGAGAAGAAAAAUAAGAAGAAAAGGGAUAACAAGGAUAGUGAAUGUUCAAAGGCGGAGAAAAAGAAGAAAAGAAAUAAGGAGGUUGAUAAAAACCAGAGUUUAAAGAGAAAAUGGAAUGACACCGACUCUGAUAGUGAUGAUUCUAUUGAGAAGAAGAAAAAUAAGAAGAAAAGGGAUAACAAGGAUAGUGAAUGUUCAAAGGCGGAGAAAAAGAAGAAAAGAGAUAAGGAGGUUGAUAAAAACCAGAGUUUAAAGAACAAAUGGAGUGACACCGACUCUGAUAGUGAUGAUUCUAUUGAGGAGAAGAAAAAUAAGAAGAAAAGGGAUAACAAGGAUAGUGAAUGUUCAAAGGCGGAGAAAAAGAAGAAAAGAAAUAAGGAGGUUGAUAAAAACCAGAGUUUAAAGAGAAAAUGGAAUGACACCGACUCUGAUAGUGAUGAUUCUAUUGAGAAGAAGAAAAAUAAGAAGAAAAGGGAUAACAAGGAUAGUGAAUGUUCAAAGGCGGAGAAAAAGAAGAAAAGAGAUAAGGAGUCUCGCCCCGCCCAGCUGAAGAGACCAAGCAAGCCCCUGCCAGCUGAGAGACCAAGACAGCUGAAGAGACCAAGCAAGUCUCGCCCCGUCCAGCUGAAGAGACCAAGCAAAGACCAAGCAAGUCCAGCUCACCCCGCCCAGCUGAAGAGAACAAGCAAGUCUCCCCGUCAGCUGAAGAGACCAACAAGUCUCCAGCUGAAGAGACCAAGCAAGUCUCGCCCCCAGCUGAAGAGACCAAGCAAGUCUCACCCCGUCCAGCUGAAGAGAACAAGCAAAGUCUCACCCCGCCCAGCUGAAGAGACCAAGCAAGUCUCACCCCGCCCAGCUGAAGAGACCAAGCAAGUCUCACCCCGCCCAGCUGAAGAGACCAAGCAAGUCUCACCCCACUGA
Homarus americanus (American lobster) is the source of this 1368-nucleotide messenger RNA. Its product is annotated as protein starmaker-like. The coding region runs from base 1 to 1368 and encodes 455 amino acids. The transcript has 3 exons. NCBI's taxonomy places the organism in Eukaryota, Metazoa, Arthropoda, Malacostraca, Decapoda, Nephropidae. The record is from RefSeq and is a predicted model, not a curated record.